This is a messenger RNA of Xiphophorus couchianus (Monterrey platyfish), 1809 nucleotides long. RefSeq names its product BCL2 interacting protein 1b (gene bnip1b). Gene Ontology annotation, biological process: retrograde vesicle-mediated transport, Golgi to endoplasmic reticulum. The record is from RefSeq and is a predicted model, not a curated record. Gene Ontology annotation, molecular function: SNAP receptor activity. The coding region runs from base 43 to 735 and encodes 230 amino acids. Lineage: Eukaryota; Metazoa; Chordata; Actinopteri; Cyprinodontiformes; Poeciliidae. Gene Ontology annotation, cellular component: SNARE complex; endoplasmic reticulum. The transcript has 6 exons.
UGGUCUCUUUUAAGCCUUACAGCUUUCCGUACCAAAAUAGCAAUGGCCUCCUCGGAGGACGUAAACGUCCGAAUUUGCGGACAAGAAGUAAUAAAAUACGACCUGGAGAUAAAGGCUCUCACUCAGGACAUCAUUAAUUGUCCUGGACCUCAUUCUGCUCUCGCAGAGCUCAACUCUCGGGUCAAAGAGAAAUUCAACAAGCUGCGGCUCAGGAUACAGGAUCUGGAGCAGAUGGCUCAGGAGCAAGACACGGAGUCCACCAGACUGCCCAUCCUCAUGGAGAUGGAGAGCCAGCGACGCCAAAUGCUGAGCAACCAGACAGCAUGGCGGAAAGCCAACCUGGCCUGUAAACUCGCCAUAGACAACAUGGAAAAAGACGAGCUUCUGCACGGAGGAGAAAGCCCGAGCACCAGACACAGGAAAGUGACCAAAGAAAGUUUAGUGGAAAGCAGCAGCAACAUCACAGAGAGUCUGAUGUCCAUCAGCAGGAUGAUGUCAGAGCAGGUGAAGCAGAGCGAGGACACCAUUGGCACUCUGGCCACCUCCUCUAAAACAGUGCAGGAAGCCAAUGAGGAGUUCAAAACCAUGACGGGAACCAUCCACCUGGGGAGGAAACUGAUCCUGAAGUACAACCGCAGGGAGCUCACAGACAAGCUGCUCAUCUUCUUGGCUUUAGCGCUUUUCUUUGCCACUGUUCUCUACAUCCUUAAGAAACGCCUCAUCCCCUUUGUUUAAUGAGCCCGCUGGGUCUGCAUCUACCUCGUGAUGAGCUCCCUGCCAGGAUUGUAAGACGAGGAACAGCAGAGCAAUGAGCCAUCUGGAGCAGAAACUACCUAGUUAGAGAAGAAGGAAUAUCAGAGAUGUAAUCUUGCUUAGGAUGCAGGAGGUUAGUUUACAAAAAUCAGCUGUGAACGUGAGGACUAAAGCUGCACACUGCUUGAUUGUUAACAAUGUUUGGACUUACUGGAGUAACUGUUGGGACAUUUAGACAUUCUUCUAAUUAGAUAGAAUUUACAAAAAAGCAAAAAUUUGGUUGGCAUCUGCAACAGAAUGCAAUAACAUCAGUUUGUUCCUGAAUGUGUUCAUGUGAGUUUUCUGGUUAACUGGUCCAAAGGUGAAUGUUAACUCCACAUGACGUGCCUUUCUUCCUUCAUUUUAAUAAGACAAAAAAAUCUCCACAAUAAUGUUUUGACAUUAUUUUACAUCACAGAAAAGUCUUGUGAAAGGAGCUUCAGGAACAAACAUGGAGGUUUUCCAACGUGUCGUGAUUUGUUAAUCUUAUGACGAAACAUGUUGUACAGAUGUUUUUGCUCAUUUACUUUUCUAGUUUUUAACAUCUAUGUAGGAGGAAUUAAAAAGACAUGGAAGCAAAGUGCUACAAUGUUUAAACUUUUUUUUAAUUUUAAAGAUAAAUUACAUGUUGCAGCUCAUGCAAUUUUCUUCAGCAUUGUCUGUAAGUAGUAAUCUUUUUAAGUUGUGACUUGAACAUAAGAGAAUCUAUAGAUGGUGCAACAAACAAAAGUGUUUUACCAGCUCAAAAAGGUUAAAAUGCUGUUGAUAACAGAUCGCCAGUAAUUAUAAGAGUAGUUUAAUUGUAACGCCAAUAAAGGCUUUUCUACUGAUUUAUGUUGAAGGGUCAAAAUAAGUCUUGAGAAAAACAAGAUGGAUAUUUGGGAGAUUCAUGUGCGAUUUUCUGUCAUAAACAAAUGAUUGAAUGAAGAAAAUCUAAAAUCUUUCCAUGGUAUGAAUAAGACUAACUGUAUGCUUGUAUGGGUUAUCAAUAAAAUGGCAAAUUACUGCUUAAAACAU